UGGCUCAGUAUUAAAACCACUGAAUCAUACCCAGAUUUAAUGGGUCAACACGCACACAAAUUAUAUAUAUACACACACACACACACACAUUUUAUUUGCCUUCUUGCUGUUAAGGCGAAAUAAAUUUGCCAGAAUUGGCAUUUAUGUGCCUAAAAAGCUAGGUGCUAGGUAUCCAGGCCAAGUCCAGACAGACUGGAUACACACCUGGAAUCAGUCUGCAGAUAUUUCAAAUUUCACAGACUGUAUUUGAGACCGUCGACUCGUACUGAGGAUCGCGCCACCUUCCACCUUCUCACUCGGUUCCCCCAAGCCUUAGUCCUGAAUCCAUGGCCUUUUAAAUCUAACAUCAUCUGCGACUGAUUCCACGGCAGACAGGAAGUUUGUUUCUCCCGUUCGGCGUGUUCAUUCGGCAGUAGAGUGUGAAAUCUCCGCUACCAAGAAUUCUCACCGUGGAUCGAUCCGAGCGUCCCGAGUUUGUAGUUUUUGUUCUGUUGGAAGCGAGCGGUUUCGGUUUAGGAGCGCUCGAUGAUGCAGCAUUAUGCUAAAACACUAAAAUGGUAACCUUUCUUUCCGACGUUACACUAAAUCAAAUGUUUCUCCCCUUUUAAAAACGUUUCUAACCAAUCAGAGAGGGGCGAGAGGUGCCGUCCAUUAUUUUAUUAUUUUUUUUUAUUAUUUUUUUUAAAAAUCUAAAUCUUCCCAAAGCUCUCCUUCCUGUGCGUGUUUGUUACAUUGAGGUAGAUCGGAUGUUCCACCUUGAGAAGUGUAUGUGUAUGCGUAUGUGCGCGCGCUUGUGUGUGUAUGUGCGCGUGUGUGUGCAUUUGGGUCUCUCAGCUGACGUAUGGCUUAUCUGUUCGCAUCUAGGAGCAAGUUUAUUUCAGUAUCUGACAGGGCUCCUUGUUUAUUUAUAUAUAUUUUUUUUGUAUGUAUGCAUUUUCCUGAUGUUCUCAGAAAAGAUAGAUCUUAUUUUUAUAUGUACAUUGUUGCGAAAUUUUGUAAGUAUUUUAUACUUUUUAUUAUUGUUUUCUGCAAAAAAAAAAAAAAGAUCGAGAGUAUUAUGUAAAUAUAGUUCUCUAGAAACAGCUGUGUGGCGUUUUUUUUAAAAAUUUUUUUUUAAUUAUUAUUUCUUUCCCAUCCCGUAGUGGUGAUGGUGUGAGGUGGGAAAUUUGAUCGGCAGCGCAUCGGUUUGCUGCAGUAAUAGUUUCUAGAAAACUUUAGUGUAGCUCAGUUAUAAUAUUUAAAGCCAGACUAUGGUUAACGUGUGCUUCCUUUAACUUCCAGCAGGCACUAUAAAUCAGUUGAAGCUCUCAGGUUUGAGGGACGUAACAGUUCUUUAAAUGCCUUCAGAGGAAUUGGUGAGUGAGGAAAGAAUUUUCUUACAUUUCUUACUGUAGCUUGUGAUGUCAUAAGUUCGCCCAAGACCGAUAAAUAAGGAAAAGAAACAUUUACCAGUGUAAUAUGACUAUAAAUUGUCCAUACUGUCUGGGUCGAAGGGAUUUUAUACUUGCUCUCGCUCUCUCUCAUCAGUCACACUGACACUAGCCAAUCACAUCUGUCCGUGUAUCUGGCGGAUAUCAAGCCAAGUUUCAAAAGGGUACGAUUGGCUGGCUUAAAAUGUCCGAGAGGAAGCAUGUAUUCGUCCGUGUACUUCCUGAGUGGUAGCGGUCGUGUUAUAGAGGAGAACUGGCGGGUGACCAAAUUCUGGAUGAAAUUGUGGAAGAACAUGGCAAUAUAACAGAUAGAUAGAUGAAGUAGAAUUUUGUAAAGGCUGACUUCUCAAGAUUGAAGCAUAUUUGGAUCGAAUUUAACUCGGUUCAUAAUCAAUAAUUGAGAUUAGAAAACGAUCCCUCGGCGAGAAAAGAUGUCUCAUUUGAUGUUUUCUUUCUUGGCUCGCACGUCCUUUCUUUUUGGUCACCAGGAAAGACAAGACGGCGCAGAUUAAAGAAAAGAGAAUUGUGCCAUAGAGCGCGGACCAGUCGAGCCUGUCAUGGAUUCCACAAGGUGUUGGAAUCCGUGACAAGUUCUGGUCCAUUUUGACACGAUUGCAUGCCAAUUUCUGCAGCGUUGUAAGCUGCGAGUUCAUGCGGUCGGACUGGGCAGACCGUCGCAGUACGGUGAUUGAGACGACUCGUGCUUUGUGACCUCGUGCUAGAAGUACUGGAUGCGCAUGGUUAGCAACAAUACUCGGAUAGGCUGUAGCAUUAAAAAAACCAAAAACGCUUAACUGGUAUUAAGUGGGCACGACGUGUGCCAAUAAAACGUUCAGAAUCUGCCUUAAACGGCCAAGUGUGUUCACACGUACAAGGAAUUUCUUUGUCUUUGGGUACUCUGGAGCUCUCAGUGUAAAUACUCAACACUCAAACACUCAAACUCAUGCCACGAUCAAAGUCACUGAGAUCACUUACCUGCAGUUCUUCACCUGUAUCUUCGUGAUUUCAUGCACUGCCAUGCUGCCACGCGAUUGGUUAAUUCGAUAACUGCACGAGCGAGCACGUAUACAGAUGUUCCUAUGCAAGAGAGUAUGCAAAGCACUGUAACUACAAUGUUUUAUUAUUAUUAUUAUUAUUAUUUUUAAAUGGGGAAAGUAGUCCUUCUACUACUUAAAGGCUUAAUUGCGCACAUUAUAGUGGUUGAUUUCUAAACAGUUUCAAAUGAAGAAUUCAUCAAAGCCACUCUACAGAAGUGUUGUGGCUUUGCUUCAACACCAAGUAAACUCUCAUGGACUUUAAACGUAAAUGGGUUUCGAGUGAACGACUUUGUUCUUGGUACGGGGGGGGGAAAUGUAGAGAACUUUCUCUGGUUGGAAAUCGAUCCAAGCGCUAGAUGGAUGCUGGAAUAUUCUCUUCUAUUUCCAUUUCCUGAAUUAAUCAGACCAGUUCUGUAGUGUCAGUCAGGAAAAGAAAAAAAACAACAACCACCCAUAUCCUUUGUAAUAAUCUUUUCCCAAAAAAACAAAAAAACAAAACUAAUGAACUAGUGCUUUUAAACCUCUAUAGGAGGGACUUCCUUUUCAGUACAGGUGUGGGUGGGUGUGUGUUCAUGCAGGCUUCCAACUCGCACAGGGCACUGCUCAGCUCUGACCUCCACCUCCAUGUGUAUGAAGUAGUGUCAUCCUACGAAGCACAGUGUAGAUGAUCUGAUCGUUGAUCCGAGUCGUGGUGCAUUUCUGCUGAACGAUGCUUGACCAGGUGGUGUGUGUUGCUGCCGUUACAGUGCUCGGAGUGCUCGAGCAAGCGUACUUUUCCCUGCAGGUGAUCUACGCCCGACGGAAAUACUCCGUUCCACCUCCGGCCACCACGGGACACCCUGAUUUUGAGAGGGUCUUCAGAGCACAAGCAAACUGUUCGGAAUAUUUCCCCUUAUUCGUGAUGACACUUUGGGUUUCUGGACUUUUCUUUAGUCAAGCUCUGUCUGCUUUUCUUGGGUUCCUGUACAUUUAUGGACGAUUUCAGUACUUCCGGGGAUAUGCACAGUCUGCACAGGGAAGACUGGCCCCUCUGUACUUCACCGCGAAGGUGCAGUGGGGGCUGAUCGCUCUGUCGGCCCUCGGCGUGCUCUGCUCUAUGAGUCGUCUGUAUUUGGGUGUGGAUCUGCUCGGCUCUCUGUGCGAGGUGCUCGGUCUGAAUCAGCUCGAGUGAAUGCGUGGGCACGGGAAAACUCAUUUCACCUUCACUGCCCCUAAUGAAAGCCUGACAUCAGCAAACUUAGCUUAGAAACCACUGGCUCCAGAAAGAUAAAUACACCAAAACUACAGUUUAGUUUUUAAAAUCUUUCCACAGUUCUCCUGAAUUACUUUCUUUAUGGUGUGUAAGAAUGUAUUCUGAAGAAAUUAAUAAAGGGUUUAACAUACAGUGGGGCUUUUGAUUAAUAAUAAAUGAUUAUUAUUAUUUU
Messenger RNA from Ictalurus furcatus (blue catfish), 3891 nucleotides. It is a transcript of the gene ltc4s, whose product is annotated as leukotriene C4 synthase. The coding region runs from base 3177 to 3638 and encodes 153 amino acids. Gene Ontology annotation, cellular component: endoplasmic reticulum; nuclear envelope; membrane. The record is from RefSeq and is a predicted model, not a curated record. Gene Ontology annotation, biological process: leukotriene biosynthetic process. NCBI's taxonomy places the organism in Eukaryota, Metazoa, Chordata, Actinopteri, Siluriformes, Ictaluridae. The transcript has 5 exons. Gene Ontology annotation, molecular function: enzyme activator activity; glutathione peroxidase activity; glutathione transferase activity.